Aphanomyces astaci is the source of this 706-nucleotide messenger RNA. RefSeq lists its product as hypothetical. Bases 24 to 686 code for a protein of 220 amino acids. Gene Ontology annotation, cellular component: nucleolus; small-subunit processome. The record is from RefSeq and is a predicted model, not a curated record. NCBI's taxonomy places the organism in Eukaryota, Oomycota, Saprolegniomycetes, Saprolegniales, Verrucalvaceae. The transcript has 6 exons. Gene Ontology annotation, biological process: rRNA base methylation. Gene Ontology annotation, molecular function: rRNA (pseudouridine) methyltransferase activity; rRNA binding.
UUUUGAUUGAAGCCACCAACAUCAUGUCGUCUGCCAAGAAUGCCAAGCUGGACACGAAGCCCCAAGUGAUUGUCGUGCUGGAGAAUGCGGCGCUCGAGACCGUCAAGACCACACGCGGGUACCAGCUCCUCAACUGCGACGACCACAAGGGUAUCCACAAGAAGCACAACAAGGACCCGACGGCGUCGCGGCCUGACAUUUUGCACCAAGAACUCAUGGCGCUGCUCGACAGUCCGCUCAACAAAGCCGGUCAUCUCAAGGUGUUCAUUCGCAGCUCCAAAGGCGUGUUGAUACAAGUGAGCUCCCAGAUGCGCAUUCCCCGCACGUACAAGCGAUUCGCCGGGCUCAUGGUCCAAUUGCUGCAUGCGUUAAAGAUUCGAUCGUCCGACGGCAAGACCACAUUGUUGAAGGUCAUUCAGAACCCCGUGGACGCGCACUUCCCCCCCAACUGCAAGAAAUACGGCUGCUCGGUCACUGGCGACCUCGUGGACCCGUGGGAGUUUGCCACGGAGCUGCCCAAGGAGCCCGUCGUGUUUGUGCUCGGCGCCAUGGCCCACGGCCAUAUUACCAUGGAGAUGUGUCCUUACAUCGACGAAAUGCUGUCGCUCUCGGAAUACCCCAUGAGUGGCGCCCAAGCCAUCGGCCGCCUCCUCAACGCAUUCGAGCGCCAUUAUGGCAUUUUGUAAUCCUAUUGCCCAUUGCAGUC